Molecule: messenger RNA, 7012 nt
Organism: Pelodiscus sinensis (Chinese soft-shelled turtle)
Lineage: Eukaryota; Metazoa; Chordata; Testudines; Trionychidae
Gene: ABCC9
Product: ATP binding cassette subfamily C member 9
Biological process (GO): transmembrane transport; potassium ion transport
Cellular component (GO): membrane
Molecular function (GO): ATP hydrolysis activity; ATP binding; sulfonylurea receptor activity
Source: RefSeq, a predicted model, not a curated record
CAGCCCGCUCGCUUUGCUGGGUCUGUCUCUUCCCCGCUGCUGCUCCCUGGGCUGCUCCUUACCGACUCCCUGGCAGACUGCAGUAGUAAAUACCUGGCCUCCCAAAGAUUAAUCCCCAGGAGCCAGACGCCUGGCAACACUCCCACCUUACCUCCGGUUUCCUGCCCUCUGGAGUGUGUGAGAAAGAUGAGAAAAAGUUUGCUCACUUUGGAAACUCGAUAGGAGGCAGCAGCUGAUCUUCCCAUCACCAGCCUAAAAAUAAUCCACUCUAGGGUUUGGAGCUGCUUCACAAAGUGGAGGAGAAUCCUGCCAUCGGAAUGAUAUUGAUCACAUAGCACAACCAACGAAAAACUGGGUUUGAUGUUUGUUAGUGUAUAUAUAAAGAUUGAAGCAAUGAAAGUCGCAUUUUGUGGUAAUGACAACACUUCUGCCUAUAACGUCAGUGCUGGCGUCCUAAAAAAUGUCUGCUUUGUGGAUGCCCUCAACCUGGUUCCCCAUGUCUUCCUGCUAUUUAUCACCUUUCCAAUUUUGUUUAUUGGCUGGGGAAGCCAAAGCUCAAAAGUCCAGAUUCAUCACAACACAUGGCUGCAUUUUCCUGGACACAAUCUACGGUGGAUUCUGACAUUCACCCUCCUGUUUGUACAUGUCUGUGAAAUAGCAGAGGGCAUAGUUUCAGAUACACGAAUGAAUUCUCACCACCUGCAUCUCUUCCUGCCAGCUAUGAUGGGAUUUGUGGCUGCCACCACAGCUAUUGUCUAUUAUCAUAAUAUUGAAACAUCUAACUUUCCAAAAUUACUGCUUGCUCUCUUUCUUUACUGGAUAAUGGCAUUUGUCACAAAAACCAUCAAGCUCAUCAGAUACUGCGAGGAUGGAGUGCCGCUCUCUCAACUGCGCUUCUGCAUCACUGGAAUCAUGGUCAUUCUCUAUGGGCUGCUGAUGGCUGUGGAGAUCAACGUCAUUCGAGUGAGGAAGUAUGUAUUUUUUAUGAACCCUCAGAAAGUAAAGCCACCCGAAGACCUGCAGGAUCUGGGUGUGAGAUUUCUUCAGCCAUUUGUCAAUUUGCUGUCAAAGGCAACUUAUUGGUGGAUGAAUCCGCUUAUUAUAUCGGCUCACAAGAAACCGAUUGAUCUGAAGGCAAUUGGGAAGCUGCCAAUAGCAAUGCGAGCACUUACAAACUAUGUUUGUCUGAAAGAAGCAUAUGAAGAGCAAAAGAAAAAGGUGGCAAACCAGCCGAAUCGGAUUCCCUCUAUAUGGUUAGCAAUGUACAGGGCUUUUGGACGGCCAAUCCUUCUUAGCAGCACCUUCCGUUACUUGGCUGACCUGCUGGGAUUUGCUGGGCCACUAUGCAUUUCUGGCAUAGUCCGUAGCUUCCAAAAUACUAAUCAAAAUUAUACAACAAGUGCAAAAGAUCCAUCAAAUCCAUACCUCUCCUCACAGGAUUUUUUCAGAAAUGUCUAUGUCCUACCAGUUCUUCUCUUCCUGGCCCUCAUUCUGCAGAGGACAUUUCUGCAGGCUUCCUAUUAUGUCACCAUAGAAACUGGCAUCAACUUACGAGGUGCCUUACUGGCAAUGAUAUACAACAAGAUCCUGAGGCUGUCCACGUCCAACUUGUCCAUGGGAGAGAUGACCUUGGGACAGAUCAAUAAUUUGGUUGCCAUAGAAACAAAUCAGCUGAUGUGGUUCUUGUUUCUGUGUCCCAAUCUCUGGGCCAUGCCCGUUCAGAUCAUAAUGGGUGUGAUCCUCCUUUAUUAUUUACUUAAAGAAAGUGCAUUGGUUGGUGCCGCUGUUAUUGUAUUGCUUGCUCCAAUACAAUAUUUCAUAGCUACAAAGCUGGCUGAGGCUCAGAAGAGCACGCUUGAUUAUUCUACUGAGAGAUUAAAGAAAACCAAUGAGAUCUUGAAAGGCAUUAAGCUGUUGAAGUUGUAUGCCUGGGAGCACAUAUUUUGUACUAGCGUAGAGGAAACCAGAACGAAGGAGCUCAAAAGUCUCAAAACCUUUGCACUUUACACAUCUCUUUCCAUUUUUAUGAAUGCAGCCAUCCCAAUCGCAGCUGUUCUUGCAACUUUUGUGACCUAUGAAUAUACAAAUGACACAACACUGCAGCCAGCACAGGCCUUUGCAUCACUGUCAUUGUUUCACAUCCUGGUCACACCACUGUUCCUGCUCUCCACUGUGGUUAGAUUUGCAGUCAAAGCCAUAAUAAGUGUACAGAAGCUAAAUGAAUUUCUCCUAAGUGAUGAGAUUGGAGAGGACAACUGGAGAAGUGCAGAGAGCUCUGUGACCUAUGAAUCCUGUAAGAAGCAUACGGGACUUUAUACCAAAGCCAUAAACAGGAAACACCCCUUGAGGCAUCAGCUGAACACUUAUGAGCAGUCAUCUGGGAGGCAUCCACGUCCCUUAGAGAUAGAUGAUACUGCAAUCCAGGUUACCAAUGGUUAUUUUUCAUGGGGAAGCGGCCUAGCCACAUUAUCGAAUAUAAACAUCAAAAUCCCAACAGGUCAGAUGACAAUGAUUGUGGGUCAAGUUGGCUGUGGGAAAUCUUCACUUCUUCUGGCUAUACUUGGUGAGAUGCAGACCCUGGAAGGAAAAGUUCACUGGAACAACAUAAAUGAAACUGACUCUUCUUGUGAAGCAACCGGAAGUAGAAACAGGUAUUCAGUGGCUUAUGCGGCACAGAAGCCAUGGCUGUUGAAUGCUACCGUGGAGGAAAACAUUAUCUUUGGGAGUCCUUUUAACAAACAAAGAUAUAAAGCUGUUACGGAUGCAUGCUCUUUGCAGCCAGACAUUGAUCUAUUACCAUUUGGCGAUCAGACAGAAAUUGGAGAAAGGGGGAUUAACUUAAGUGGAGGCCAGCGGCAGAGAAUCUGUGUAGCUCGAGCACUCUAUCAAAAUACCAACAUGGUCUUCUUGGAUGAUCCAUUCUCUGCACUGGACAUUCACUUAAGUGAUCAUUUGAUGCAGGAAGGUAUCUUGAAGUUCCUCCAAGAAGACAAAAGGACACUUGUUCUAGUGACACAUAAAUUACAAUAUCUGCCACAUGCAGAUUGGAUCAUAGCUAUGAAGGAUGGUUAUGUGCUCAGAGAAGGGACAUUGAAAGACAUCCAGACCAAAGAUGUUGAACUGUAUGAGCACUGGAAAACUCUGAUGAAUCGCCAAGACCAAGAAUUAGAAAAGGAUAUGGAAACUGACCAGACUACUUUGGAAAGAAAAACUCUCCGAAGAGCAAUGUACCCAAGAGAAUCUAAAGCACAACUGGAGGAUGAGGAUGAAGAGGAAGAAGAAGAGGAAGAGGAUGAUGAUAAUAUGUCAACAGUAAUGCGACUUAGAACAAAGAUGCCUUGGAAAACCUGUUGGAGAUAUCUUACCUCUGGAGGAUUUUUCUUACUGUUUCUUAUGAUUUUCUCCAAGCUCUUGAAACACUCCGUCAUAGUAGCUAUAGAUUACUGGCUGGCAAGAUGGACAUCCAGGGACAAUGAAACUAAAGCCAGCGAUUCCACAGACCAGAAGCAGUCUUAUCACGUAGCUGUGUUCAGUGUGCUUUGUGGAGCAGGAAUCAUCCUUUGCCUCAUCACGUCCCUGACUGUGGAAUGGAUGGGCCUUACAGCAGCCAAGAACCUUCAUCACAAUCUCCUCAAUAAGAUCAUCCUAGGACCAAUCAGAUUCUUUGACACAACUCCUCUGGGGUUAAUUCUAAAUCGCUUCUCUGCUGAUACAAAUAUUAUUGAUCAGCACAUUCCCCCUACUCUGGAGUCUCUUACCCGGUCCACUCUGCUCUGCCUGUCUGCUAUUGGAAUGAUUUCAUACGCCACUCCGUGGUUCCUUGUUACUCUUGUACCCCUUGGGGUAGCUUUUUACUUCAUCCAGAAAUACUUCAGAGUGGCUUCCAAGGAUCUGCAGGAGCUUGAUGACAGCACCCAACUACCUUUACUCUGUCACUUCUCAGAAACAGCUGAAGGCCUCACUACCAUCAGAGCAUUUAGGCAUGAAGCCAGGUUUAAACAACAUAUGCUGGAACUAACAGACACGAACAACAUUGCCUACUUGUUUCUGUCAGCUGCCAACAGAUGGCUGGAGGUCAGGACGGACUAUUUGGGUGCUUGCAUAGUUCUUACUGCCGCUGUUACUUCCAUCAUCUACGAGCCCGAUUCUGGGUUUCUGGGACUGGGUCUCCUCUAUGCACUGACGAUAACCAACUAUUUGAACUGGGUUGUAAGAAAUUUAGCUGACUUAGAGGUGCAGAUGGGUGCUGUGAAAAAAGUGAACAGCUUCCUGACCAUGGAAUCUGAAAACUACGAAGGCACUAUGGACCCUUCUCAAGUCCCGAAAGACUGGCCACAAGAGGGGGAAAUCAAGAUUGAAAACUUGUGUGUCCGAUAUGAAAAUAACCUGAAGCCUGUUCUGAAGCAUGUGAAGGCUUACAUCAAGCCAGGACAGAAGGUUGGGAUCUGUGGUCGCACUGGCAGUGGAAAAUCAUCAUUAUCCUUGGCUUUCUUCAGAAUGGUAGACAUAUUUGAUGGAAGGAUUGUGAUUGAUGGAAUAGACAUUUGUAAACUGCCCCUGCACACUCUCCGUUCCAGACUCUCAAUUAUUCUCCAAGACCCCAUACUGUUCAGUGGUUCCAUUCGCUUUAAUUUGGAUCCGGAAUGCAAAUGCACUGAUGAUAGGCUUUGGGAAGCUCUGGAAAUUGCUCAGCUGAAGAACAUGGUCAAAUCAUUGCCAGGAGGUCUUGAUGCGGUGGUAACAGAAGGGGGUGAGAAUUUCAGUGUGGGCCAGAGACAGCUCUUCUGUCUGGCCAGAGCCUUUGUUCGCAAGAGCAGCAUUCUCAUCAUGGAUGAAGCCACAGCUUCCAUUGACAUGGCCACCGAAAACAUUUUGCAGAAGGUUGUGAUGACUGCCUUUGUGGACCGCACAGUUGUAACAAUAGCUCACCGAGUGUCUCAGAUCUUGGAUUCAGACCUUGUGUUAGCCCUUUCCGAUGGUUUUCUAGUUGAGUGUGAUGCUGCUUCAAACUUGCUCCUCAAAGAGGAUGGCCUGUUCACCACUCUGGUGAAGACUAACAAGUAGAUUCUCUCGGUCCACACUGGUCGCAAGACUUCUGGCUCUCCGCAUCGGGUUCACACUAUUCUGACUGCGGACAUGGUCAUUGUGAUGAAGCGAGGGAACAUUUUGGAGAAUGACACACCGGAGAACCUGCUAUCUCAGGAAGAUAGCAUCUUUGCUUCUUUUGUCCGGGCUGACAUGUGAAGGGUUGCUAAAUCACAUGGUGUAUUUUUAAUAGCUGAUUUUUAAACAAAUGAAAUCCAAAUAUUUUCUAUUCAGUAUAGCAUCACCUUAGCCUUUUUAAAGGUUUCUCUCUCCAUGUGUCUAUCUUUAAAUAAUAAAGCCCAUUGCAAUCCAUGUAUGCUUCAAAACUGUGCCAAAUGCCAUUAAACUCCUCCUCUCUCCCCACCACACCCACAUUUGCAAUGGUUUGAUUUCUUAGGAGUCUGACAUUUUUUUGGGGAGUCACCAAUGGUGUUUUAAACUCAUGUAAUGAGCAAACACAUUUGCUGCUAUUUGGAAUGACAGAUGUUACCUUAGAACCAGUGAUCCACAUGGUUUAAUUGGUUCAGAGAGCUUAAAGAGCUCCCAGGUGUAACCCACCCUUGGGGAAAAAAUAAGCUCCUGAUGGGUGGUGUGAGCUGAUGCAUUCCACAAACAGACUUUUCCUGCCAAAGUAUCUUUGUAACUAAGGAUAAAAAACUUCUCUUAAAAGCAUAAUGUAGCAGCAUCCAAAAACAGAAAUCCUCCACUUCAAUAUACAUGCACUAGUUAGAAAAACGCCAUCUUUUAAAUGCUAUGGUGGUUACCAUCCAUGGCUAUCAUAGAUGCUUAGCCUCUUAUGUUAUAGUGGCUCUUGCUCUCUUUUUGGUAUGAAUAUGUUUUUUCAUUACAUGCUGGUGUAUUGUACGGAGGACACAGGAAUCUGCUCUUCCCAGUGGUGAUGGCAAGACAAUAUCAAAGUAAAGAGCGAGGAUGUUAUAAAGUAAAAAUGAAGCUCAGUAUUUUCAAAGUCUGAUGUUAGGCUCCUAAAUCCAUAUUUGGUCUGUGGACUCUUAAAAGUCAAAAGGCCCAAAUCAUCCCUGGUAUAAUUAUAUUGGCUUCAAUAGGCUUCCAUUGGGGAUGAAUUUCAUUCAGCAUAUUAAGGUUCACUAUUAAGGUUAAUAUAGACUUGGAAGCCUGGCUGAAGUAUUCCAGUUAAUAUGUAAGGUCUGAGCUUGCAUUCAGUCUUAACCUUUUUGUGGUGUUCUCUUAUGGCCCUCCGUUUCUCCUCUCUCUCCCCUCAAAAAAUAGUCUUCGCAUUUCUGCGACACUUCUUAAUCACAUCCUGAGCCCAAGAACAUGAUUUUCAAAACAGGCUAGAGGAUUUGGAUAAAUCCGAAUGGAAGGUAUGUGUCUAAAUUCCUUGUGUGCCUUUAAAAGUCUCAACUGGAGAUCUCUCUAUAGCGGACUAAUAUUUAGGACUAGAUUUUGUACUUCCCUUUGUGCACAUAAAUCCCACUGUACUAAUGGGAAUUUUUCAUACAUUCUUUCAAGGGCAGAAUCUGGCCCAUAAGCUUUUUUUGUGGGGCUGAUACUAUUCAACACAAAUCAUAUUUAUCCACUAAUGUAUGUCCAGGAAGGAAAGAAGAGUGGUGCUAUCAUGACCUAUUUAAUAAUAACAAAAAGUAGAGAGAAAUUGGAGGUGGGAUGUGAUAAGUGAUCUCAAUAGUUGAGACUCUGAGGUGUUUAAGAUCUGCAUUCAAAUGUUGCAGAUUUAUCCUGAUGAUGUAAGAGAAAGGAAGUGGUAUAGCAAUUUACUAGUGAUCCAUCUUGACUAUUUGAAAUGAAUAUUUGUAGCUUGCUUAGCCAGCCCAAAGAAACUAUUCAGUAACAUUUUCUGAGGAGCACCACUUCUGACAAUUCUUGUUGUUUGUUGGAUAAAUUCACUGUGUUGAGCUCUGUCAUGCAAAUAAAUAAAUAAAUAACUUAA